Molecule: messenger RNA, 4521 nt
Organism: Purpureocillium lilacinum
Lineage: Eukaryota; Fungi; Ascomycota; Sordariomycetes; Hypocreales; Ophiocordycipitaceae
Product: mediator of RNA polymerase II transcription subunit 13
Biological process (GO): positive regulation of transcription by RNA polymerase II
Cellular component (GO): mediator complex
Molecular function (GO): transcription coactivator activity
Source: RefSeq, a predicted model, not a curated record
AUGGAUACUGCCGAAUACGAUACUAACACUCUGCUUAUCUCCAAUAUUGCAUCCGUCUGCUAUCGCAUUUACGAACCCUCGACCGAGUCAUCUCAGCGCUUCGCCUCGUCUGCCCUCGACGUUGAGAGUCAACUGAGGAAGGACGGCCAUGUCGUAUUCUACGAUGCUUCCAGGCGUGGGAUCUGGCAUUUUCGCCUAGCCGGAAAGGAAGGGCAUGACAACGUCGCAAGCGAGACCCUCGACAGAACAUUAGAGACAUGCGGGCACCGGCUGCUGCUUGGUGCGGAGGGAACUCUGGAGCCAGCGAAUCUACAAAAGGCCCGUCCUCACCCGCAAAUGAGCCAGACUCCGACGACUGCCGUCUCGGGUGCAUCCGCCCUCGACCCGUCUCAGCGCAGUACGAUCUCGGGCAACACGUCUCAGCUUAGCGGUGCAGGUUCGCAAGAGCACGAAUCGCAGUUCAACGAAGUCACUGGGGGCGACUCGAAGGCGAUACCGCCCAAGACCGUCUACGAAAACUUCAUCACAGCCCUCCUACUGUCGAUAUCAUCCACCUUUUGCAGCCGCUCUGGCGCAACUCCCCUGAACUACCGAACCGUGCUUCUCCCCGCCGUGGGGCCAGGCUCCGAAGAACCCUCCGAACUUGGGCCCGAGAACUGCCCGGUGUUGGCCACGUUGCGAGCGUAUCUUACCACAACCGGCGCGUUAGUAACCAGCUUCGUCUUUUCGCGAUGCCGAGGGCUUACGUCGCUCUCCGACACUGUCACGGCUAGCCUCUCGUUGCCGGCCACGCCGAUCAUCGCAGCCCCUUUUGGGGCUCUGACCAAGAACCAGUUCGCUUCAGGCACGGAUCCAGGAUCCGCAAGCCUGGCCCAAACGCCGAAUACUCAGGCACUGAGCCUACGUGGUGGAUAUGAUGCCCACGACUCCAUGUGGAAACAGGCUUGCCUGAAGAUCCUGAAGCUGCGUGGCGUUGCUCCAGCCAGUCUCUCUGACUGCACUUGGGUGAAUCUUCUGGUGCCCAAGCCAAGGCUUCUGGACGCUAAGAUUGACCCUCGGCGACAACAGCCUCUCGGUUCUACCGUCACGCUGCCUUGGCCAGGUCCCCUUUGCUUUCGCAAACGAGUAGUGGAAGUAUCAGCAACAAGCCGAGUUGGCGACAACCUCCUCAGUGGUCACGAGGAGAGCCACGAUCCACUUGGCGAUGCAAGGGGCUGGUUCAAUUCUGCCCCCGAAAGAGAAGAGAAACUGUCAAAGCGCAAGAUCGAGCGAGCAGCAGUAGCAAGGGACCCAAGCCUAGCCGAUGCUCGUGCGCCAAGACCCAGCGUGCCAUCGCCUGCGACGAUUCGACGACCGAGUGCGACUGCUGCCAGUGCCAUCUAUCCGACUCCCCCUGAUGGCGUGCAACAUCUGAAUGGCGUAACUCCGUCGUUCGACGGCACUUUGUCAAGCCCUGGCAACCCCAUGUCAUCCGUUCCGGUGCCUGACGUGGAUCCAGUCUCGUCAACUGCGAACAACACGGGCGAGGUCUUCGACACUUCAAGCGAUUUCCACGACUCAAAACGACAAAGGAGCGACGUGAACUUGCUCAACGAUGCGGAACACAUGUUUGGCGAUAUGGGAGGCGACAUGUUCGGUGACAACGACAUUACCGAUGCCGACUUCAAUUUCUUCGACGAGGCCCCCGACGAGGAGGACAUUGAAAUCUCUAUGGACGAUAUCAAUGACAAUGCCGUCACCGACGGAGGUAUCCAGAAGGCAGAUGAAGCCACACCGAACACAACAGACGUGAAGGCUGAGCCUGCCCAGGAUCGGGACGAUGCAGUCUUUGCGAAGCCAGAGUUGAAGCAUGCCAGGAGCACACAAAAUGACAACGCACCACAACGAGGCAGAGACGCACGGACGGGCUCGAUGAAACGAGAAUCGAGUCCGUUCGAUCCGCAUACAGUAUUCAAGCGAGUCCGAGCCUCUUUGACGGAAGCUGGGCAAGCCAUGAAUACGUCCUCGGUUGCUGACGUGAAUCGGACGACAAGAACGUUUGAGAGUAUGAGCUUCGACCCGACUCUUCCGAUGAUUAACAAAAAGUACGAGCAAGGCGGGCAGUUUGACUACAAAAAGAUUGCCAGCACCGAAAAGCCACGAUUGGAACCAGGGUUACUGCCGGAGACGGACUACCUCAAACGGCACGGGAGGCAUAUGAAGAGAUUUAGAGAGCGCGACCUGCAGCCUGGUGUAUUGGCCAAGACUUCGACGGGACUGGACCCUCCUACAGCGCGUCUGAGUCCAGCGAGGAUGGAGAACUCCCUAUCCGAAGAUGACGAUAGCAGCGCUGGAUCUGAUGAAGACGGCUCAAGUUACACAACAGAAGAGCCGACCUCGCCGGUCAAGUCCAGCGUCAAAGUUGCUGCGCCCGAUGACGACGUUGCGUCACAAGUGACAUCCGCACGAGAUUUGGAUACGUUCGAGGAACCAGACCACCAGCUCGCAACGGAACUGCCGAGACUUUCCAAGCCGGAUGCCGUUGAGCUUCCUCUUUGCCAAUUAUUCUCAGACCCAGAGCCAAUACCCCUUGAGCUUUCUCUUGGUGACGAGGAUUUCAUCCAGGUCGCACAAAUAUUAACCGAUCAAGCGGCUAUCGGCAAGCUUGACAUUUGCUCCACGGACGAUCCGGACUCACCAGGAGGCUCUGGCAGCCUCAGUUCCCAGCUGCGACCUUGCGAAGCGCGCAAUGCACUGCAAACGCUGCGGGAGUCAGUACCGUCGCUGCUAAAGAAUGCAGGACCGGUCAGCCUAAAAGGGUUCCUCGACAUCCCAGAUGUACCCUUUGUUGGCCAGUCGAGCCGUGUCCAGCCCCGUCCCGUCCCCGGUAGGGAUGCAAGCUCGGAACAGGUGCGGCCGAGCAAUCUUUACCAGAUUCCAGGCCCGCAUCUCGAGGUUCGCAGAUCAGAUGUCAAGCUUUCAGUCUUGCCGAGCGCUGUUACUUUCUGGGAAAGCCUCGGUCUAGCACCAUCAUCGGGUCGCAAGAACUUGAACGCUGUAUGUGUGUUCCCGGGCUGGCCCGGCAUGAAAGAAAACGUCAAAACGUUCCUGGGACGCUUGAAGAGUGUGUACGAAGUCCUGAAGCUCGGCUCACUGCACAGCAUGCCGCUCUCCGCAGACCUGGAUGACGGGCUGUUGCCGUACGAGGUAGACAGGAUAUCGACGUCGCCGGAUGCCACGAUGACCAGGCACGGGUCUAGUUUGGUCGAGAGCAUGGAAACGCUGCGAGGAGCGAUGAACAACCUGACGGUCACCGAGACGAAUAUCGUGGUGUACUACGUGUACUCUCCGAACAACCCUGGAACGAUCGUCGAGGCAUGUUCCGCGUUUCAGCGCUACUUCGAGUCGUACUGGAAGAGCUUAGCCUCUCAGAAGCUUGUGGCGCCAAACGAGCUGGUUCUGCAACUCGUUUCGGCUGACUUGUUGUCUGCGCCAAGCUCGCUGGUGGUGACGCCGGGGCCGGAGCUCGUCAGGCUAUGCAUGGAGACGUACGAUCGCUGCACGCUGUUCGGCGGCCCUAUGCCUGCUCCGGCGAUCAGAUUGGAGCAGCAACUACCGCGCAUCAUCGACUUCAAGUUGACAGUGUCGCCGUCAGCAUCGCUCAUCCGGGAGAACUCGGCCAUUCACGUGGCAUACGCGCAGAGCGUUGACGAGAGGUGGGUGACAGCUGCGUGGACAGAUGACCGCGGUAAUCAACAAGAGACGGCCUCAUACUGUCUGGGGCGAAAGGGGCGGCCACAAUCUCGCUCGAUGAACGAGGUUGCGCACGAAAUAUGGGAGUCAACAUUGGAUCUCAUCUCGGCGUGGAAGGUCCAUUGGCGCAUCAUCAUCACCAAGUGUGGACCAAUGGACCAGCAGGAAAUCGACUUUUGGGUUGACCUGGCCCGAACGGAGAUCAAAGCGUCGGUUGCGGUCAUUCUCCUGGCCGUCGACACGAGCCCAUCGCUGCAGCUUGUGCCGCCGGAGGUCAAGCUACAGCCGCCCUCGGUUCCGUUCCAUACGACCCCGGUGUCUACACCGCAAGCGAACAUUGUGUCCCCGGAGCAGAGCGGCACCCCUGCGACCCCGGCACGAGACAGCAAUGCCACUGCUGCCACGCCUGGUACAGACGGCGCGGGCGACUCAGAAGCCGAUGCCGUUCUUGUGGAUGUCACGGACCAGACUUGGGGUGCGCUGGUCGGGCAUCGGCUGAACAAUUCGUCGACCGUCCUGGACCUUCACCCUGCAUUGGUCAGCGGCUACCUGAUCAAGCGCACGGGGACGAGGAUCGAGGACGCCCCGGUCCUGAUGGAGGUCAACAUGGUGCACACCGACGCCAGCCCUCGAGCGUACGAACCGCUCCUUCGCGAGAUGCUUAGCCACUUCAGGGGGCUGGGCACCCUGGCAAGAGCAAGAGGAGUGGUGCGGCGGGAGGCGGACGUGCGCCCCUGGCACAUUGCUGCCGCUGAAAAGGCCGUAAGAGCCAUGUAUCUACUCAUGUAA